This is a messenger RNA of Protopolystoma xenopodis, 282 nucleotides long. The record is from the annotation of a GenBank genome assembly. Lineage: Eukaryota; Metazoa; Platyhelminthes; Monogenea; Polystomatidea; Polystomatidae.
AUGAUUUAUUCGUUCGCUGAGUCGGCGGUUGUCUCUCUGCCGCGCCCGACCAACGCGAACCUCCUACUACUCGCAAAGCUGCAUCCUUUACCUCGCCUUGUAGUAGAAUGGCGUCGGAUACACGGUAUCUUAGAGAAGUCCUUCUCUGGAUUGGUAAACGCCUGUUGUCUUGCCGAACCAAUUCACCCUCAAGAAUCCAAAUCUCAUUCAGAAAAGUCGUUAUUCAGUAUCGUUUUUGCCCUUAAACCUGGCUUUUAUCUUCUUUGUUUACCCGGCGGCUAA